Molecule: messenger RNA, 3852 nt
Organism: Fonsecaea erecta
Lineage: Eukaryota; Fungi; Ascomycota; Eurotiomycetes; Chaetothyriales; Herpotrichiellaceae
Exons: 3
Coding region: 1-3852 (1283 amino acids)
Biological process (GO): positive regulation of TOR signaling
Molecular function (GO): protein binding
Source: RefSeq, a predicted model, not a curated record
AUGUCUGAUCCUGCUUCCUCCGAGUCGCAAAAUCUUCUUCCUCCUCCGCCAGCUCCUCCAUUACCGCCAGGCCGGCUGGGCCAAUUGCAGAGAAUCAUUGCACCCUGGGGCAAGCAUAGUGGUUCCAAGUCGCAUGGAGGUACAGCGCAGGGCGAUCGUGACGGCGGUCUGCGUCGAAUCACUGGCAUACACACCUCGCAUUCCUCCCGAACGGCCACCCAUCGCACGGGCAUCCCCAUUGCCGCCGUCGAUAUCAACCGCCAAAGGACUCACGCGGUCUUGGCUGGAAAGGAGAUCCUGAAGACAGUGCGUGUCCACGAUGGCAAGGUCACGGAAGACCUAAACAUUCGGGCGUCCAUCAGCUCAUACGCCUCCGCCCACUCUUCUACGCAGUCGGAUAGCGCUGAGAAGCGGCGGGAAUAUCUUCCGGCAAGAGACGUCAAAUGGUCGAUAGGUCACUGGGACCACAUUAUAGCGACGGCAGCUACGAAUGGUCGCAUUGCACUGUACGACCUGAAUGCACCCAGCCCCAAAACGGAGUGGGCAUGGCUCCAUGAGCAUACAGGACAAAUCAACAAGCUAGACUUUGAUCCUCAUGCCGGCUAUCUGUUGCUAUCCGCCAGCCAAGACAAGUCGGUGCGUCUGUGGGACUUGAGGCAAUCUCAGCCUAACAAGUCCCGCAUCAGGUUCGAAGUGCGCAGUGCAGUUCGAGAUGUUCGCUGGUCUCCGAACGACCCAUUCGAUUUCGCCGUCUGUGCAGAUGGAGGCGUCAUUCAGAAAUGGGAUGCUCGUGCACCUGUCUCGCCCCUGCUGAGUAUCAACGCACAUGAGAAGGCCUGUUAUGCCCUAGACUACCACCCAGACGGGCGUCACGUUGUAUCAGGGGGGUUCGAUAAGUACAUCAGAGUGUGGGAUUUUCAGACCAACAGAAAACGCCAGAAGCCUGUCUUCCAGCUCAGAGCACCCCACGCUAUUAGGAAUAUCAGGUGGAGGCCCGCCUCCGAUGUACCGGAAUCCGGAGAAUCGACCUUUUGGCAAAGCACCCAAGUCGCCGUCUCGUACUAUCACGACGACCCUCGCUUGCACAUCUGGGACCUCCGGCGGCCGCUCCUGCCGUUUCGAGAGCUCGACAGGUAUAGCAUACCUCCUAACGAUCUCCUAUGGGCGGAUAAGGAUUUACUAUGGACGGUGGGUGACGAGGGUAUUUUCACCCAGUGGGACAUCAAGCACACAGUACCCUUCUACAACCAAAUUGCCCCAUGCACCUCGACAUUCCUCCCGGACGGAGAGUACUACACAUUUUCCGAGGAAAGAGAUACCCGACGAGUGUCUUUUCUGGACAAUGCAGCAGCAGGCUUCUUGAAUGUGCCGCCAGACAAAUUAAGCAGCGGUGACGAUGGGGCAGCAAGCCGAAGUCUGACAGAUGACGAAGGAGGACUCGAUUCAACAGCUGGGACAAGUUUCCGUCGACGGGAAGGUGUAAACGUACCCUCGAGGUCUAGUAAAUCUCACACAAACAGUCCAUCGUCAAUGGAGGAUCGACCGCCAGUGCCAAUCCUCCCACUAGAUGCCUCCGUCCUCAACCACCAAGAUCUGUUCCACAACAACCAGGUGGGUGCAACUGGCUAUAUUCCCGGUGUAGCAGCCGAGCCACAAGUUGUGGAAUAUUUGGCCUCGCACUACGCAACGCCUGCGACGGCCGAUGAUAAUAAGUCUUCUCCAGACACAAUACUCAAUCGUUUGCAGAAUGCUUUCCACCAGAACGCCGCGGCGUGUGAUGCAGUGUCCAUGCAUCGUAUGGCACAGUCUUGGCGGAUUCUAGGAGCAGUGAUUGUGCCAGAACUCAAGGAUUGGGCUGACGCGAAUCGUGCCAGCCGGCGAGCGGACGCCGCAAGGCGACGGGAGACUCUGGAGAGCUUUCGAGCAGGAGGACAUCGCCCUGGUCUUUCUCCGUUGGCUGGACUUCCAAACCGAGGCUUCAUCACAAAGUCGGAUAGCAAGAGUCAGAAACUCAUGAGCAGCCUGUUCAAGGGUAUUGCUGCGGGAGACCGCCCGCAACAGGUAUCUGAGAUGGAUAGCACGUCGAACAUGACAACACCGUUGGCCAAACCACUACCGAAUUCACCUCCGCCGAGCCUAAAGAGACGGCCUCUCUCAACCACCGAAGAGGGGCUGGACAAUAUUGCACCUCUGCCUCCGUCGGUCCUGAGUUCACACUCGACAGCAGCCGCAGCCGCUCGAGCUUUGAUCAGUUUUCCUAACCAAAGCACAAGUUCAGACACUUCUUCUCCCGAGCUGGUCAGAGCUGAGGAAGCUUCCAAGAAACCCUCACCACAUCCUGGCUCGCUGGUCUCACCAAUGAAGAGGCCACGACCCGAGCUCUUCGUCGAGCAGAAACAGAGCCAAACUCGCACCCAAGAAGAUCGUAGAGCAGCACUACGCGACUAUCGCAUCCAAGCUCGACCUAUAUUCUCCUUGGCCGAUUCGACAACAAACGUAGCCUCGCAAAGCAGGCACGACUCGGACGAGAGUUUCCCGAUGUUUUCGGUAUCGACGGACAGUUCGCAUCGGUCCAGGUCAAUUGGACAGUCAUUUGACUCUUCUCGCACAGGCAUGAGGAGAUCUACAGCGCACUCGGCACAGGAACCGGUCUCUAGUCUAGACGAUGACUAUGACUUGUCGUAUUCGGACGACGCUGACGACAGGAGGCCCGGUCCCAUACGAGGAAUGGGUAGCUCGGCGUACCAGCGCGAAAUCGGAGUGUCUGCGGUCCAAACACCACUGGAAAUGAGCUUUGGGCUUGACGGGCAAGAGCAUCCCCCUGCGUCAUCUCCAAAAGACAAAGAUAUAUGGCAUUCGGUUCCACCACAUGAAUCUGCGCCUCCCUCGCACUUAGACACGGCUGCAUCGUCGUCCCCUGAUAUUUUCCAUUUUGAGGAGGGAGCCUCGAUGGCCAAGCCACGAAUCCAUACGUCGAAUCCCAUUCGAGUGGAGGCGACAAAUCACGGCAUCGGUGACGACAAUCAACGCCCCGAACACGGAUCACUGAACCGCCUCUCGAUGGAGGAGUUAGACCAUGAAACGUACCUAUACCAGGAUUUUCAGCCCAUCGAUCUAUCUAGGUAUGAGCCAAAACUGCCAUUCGCAUGGUCAUCGCUUCCACUGAUAUGCCAAUGUGUAUCCUUCGACCUGGAUAACGGCAUCGGCCAGGGUCAGUUUGCGGCGCAUCUUCUGAUGCAUGUUCACCCGUACUUCUUUCAUGCCAGCUUUCGCACAUUGAGACGAGGAGAGAGCGCAUCUGCUGACAGCCUCGCCGAUCGACUGAUGACGCCGCAACUGGGGCACCGGAUCAUCGAAGGGAUCUUUGAGAACCACGUUUUAUUUCUGAGGCAGAUGGGCCUGUUUGAAUCCGCAGCGCUGUUGAGAAAAAUGUGUGUCGAAUUCAAUUACCCAGGAAUCUAUCGAUCACCGUCGGAUAGUAAGCACGCCGGUGGCAGUCUUGGCAACGGAGAUUCAAGGACUCUGUCCAUUCGCCUGCAGCAGCAAGUGAGACGAGAGGAUGAAGCCAAACUGAUCCGGGGGCCGAAUCCUGCGAAUGGCACGGGCGGCUCGACCAAGCGAGAUCUGUUGAGAGCGACACCCAGCCCUGCGGUCGACAAGGCACGAGUGGCUCUCCGCAACAGUCUGGUUGGAGAGCGGGCAACUCAAAGUGGCGACGAACGGACUCUGCCCAGCAGAAGAGGCAGCAGCAGAGGGCGGACAUCAGCAUUCAGCAACUCCAAGAAGAGCGUUCGACUCAUCACACCUGGAGAAGAGAGCGAACAAUCACCUUCACGCACUCCAAAUCGUUAG